CCUCGAGCGAGCCGCGAGCGAGGCAAGGAACGGCGCCCAGCGCGGAGGAGUGCCGGCCGUCGAGCUGCUUACCUCAAGGGGUGCGAAAAAGCGGGCAAGCUGCGCCGGAAGGGGGUAGCCCGGGCUUCUCGCGAAGGCCUCAAGAUUUCGGACGCGACGGCGGCCCUGGACCUACGCGCCCAGACACAAGCCCAAUCGGAAUUUGGCUUGGACCACCAGCAGCAGCAGCAACAGCAUCACCACCAGCAUCAGCAGCAACAACAGCACCAUCACCAUCAGCAGACACAACAACAGCCGCAGUCGCAGCAACAGCAGCCGCAGCAACAUCCGCAGCAGCAGCAACAACAGCCGCCACCACCACAGCAGCAGCAGCAACAACAGCAGCAGCAGCAGCAACAACAACAGCAGCAACAAACUCAAAACCAAGACAACCGUCCCCAUCAUCCUCUCCUUCAACAGCAGCCGCAACAACAUCACCACCACCACCACCAUCAUCAUCAUCAACACCACCCGGGGAAUCAUCUCCACCCUGGCGAUUCGGGGGGUGGGAUAGGUGGUGCUGGCGGAGGAGGAGGAGGAGGGGGAGGCGGAAGUGUUGGCGGUGGAGGCGGAGGAAACGCUGGAGGUGGAGGCGACGCUGGAGGAGGCGUCGGCGGAGGUGGUGGUGUUGCUGGUGUUGCUGGAGGACUACCGACAUCGACCGAGCAAGAUAGAGCCGCGAGGUUACAGGACGAAGAAGACGAGGAUAUUACAGAAAGAGAGGACGAGGAGGAGGACGAGGACCCUUGCAGUUCGCCAGAACCCGAUCUCGAGAACGACCACGAAUCCAUGGAAGUCCAAGCCUCGGCCGUCACAGCGGCGGCCGCCAACUUGCACGCUCUGCGACAGCACGUCUUCAAGAUGUCUGAUUAUUGGCAGCAGCCGCAACGAGGCCCGCCUCAGCAUUCACCGGGGAUACAGCAUAGCCCAAUAUCAAACUCAACGCAACAGCAACAGCAUCAGCAGGUUUCGCAGAUGCACAGUCCCCUUGGCCAACAACAGCAGCAACAACAACAGCAGCAAGCGGCGGUGUCGCAGGUGCAACAAAAUGCCAACUCUGGCCUAGGACAAACGACGAGUCCGCAACAACAAUUGCAGCAACAGCAGCAACAGCAACAGCAACAACAUGCGAUGUCGAUGAAUCAGCAGGCCGCUCAGAGUGCGCAACAUCAAUCUUCCCCUGCACCCACGACACCGUCACCCCAUGCGGAUCACCAAGGUGCCAUCGCCUCGAGCAUGGCCCAAAGUCUCCAUACGUUGGCAGCACAGGCCCAACAGAGCAUGUCUCAAACGUCAAGCCCAUCGCUGGGCGUUCAAGCUGCUCAAGCUCUAAGCCAAAACCUAGGGCAAGCAUUGACGCAGGCCCUCACUCAAAACAUGCAACAAAACCUUGGUCAAACGUUGCAGCACAAUCUGGCGCAAAGUUUGACGCCCAAUCUGUCGCCUCAACAACAACAGCUGCUGAACCAACCGCAGAACCUAAGUCAAACCAAUCAAAGCUUGCAGAAUAUUCAAAGUCAGGCGCAAAAUCUUUCGCAGACGUUACAACAGCAGGCGCAAAAUUUAACGCAAAACCUCAGCCUGAGUCAACAACAGGCAUUGCAGCAGCAGGCACAGAAUCUAACGCAAAAUCUUCAGCAACAGGCGCAAAACUUGACGCAAAAUUUGCAACAGCAGGCACUUAAUAUGGCCGGUACGAUCGGGCAAAACGGUGCGUUAACCGGUAUGAACAUGUCGGGCAGUCAACAACAAAAUUCUCAGAAUUCGAUGCUUAGUCCUGGCGCGACCAGCCAAGACUCCCACGACGCUACGCUCACGGAGAAGCUCGUCAACGAGUUACAGUCUCGUGCCUCUGCGGCGGGGCUUGGUGGUGCGGGAGGUGCUGGCGGAGGCGGAGGAAUGGGCAACAUCAGCGAACGCACCCUCGAGGAAUGCUGGUCCACCCUGCAGCGAAUCUUCAUGCACAAGAGCGCGAUGCAGAUGCACGCGAGGGAGCUGGGUGCUGGCGCACUGACGGCAAGACCCGGGGGUGGCGUCGCAGGAGGCCUCGCGGGUCUCAGCGUCGGUGUUGGCGUUGGCGUCGGACCCGGGGGCAUGAUCACCGGUAACGAGGUCAAACCACACCAGUGCCAGCAAUGUCUCAAGUCCUUCUCGAGCAAUCAUCAGCUCGUGCAGCAUAUCAGGGUUCAUACCGGCGAGAAGCCCUAUAAGUGCAGCUACUGUGACCGCAGGUUUAAACAGCUUAGCCAUGUGCAACAACAUACCAGGCUACACACGGGUGAACGACCGUACAAGUGCCAUUUACCGGACUGCGGACGGGCUUUCAUCCAACUAUCGAACCUUCAGCAACAUCUUCGGAAUCACGAUGCCCAGGUGGAAAGGGCGAAGAACCGGCCGUUCCACUGCAACAUCUGCGGGAAGGGCUUCGCCACGGAGUCCAGCCUCCGUACCCAUACGUCGAAGGUCAGUCAUGAGUUGCAACAGCGUGUUGUGUUCCAGCAACACGCCGCCCUGAUCGGCGGCCCGAACGCAACCAGCUGUCCUGUCUGCCACAAACUCUUCCUCGGUGGCGAAGCUCUGAUGGAGCACAUGAAGCACACCCACAAGGAUCCAAAUGCCUCCGGCGUUGCCAAUGAUGGUGAUGAUGAUGAUGAUGAUGCUUUCGUUCCUUGGGACGCUUUAUCCUGCUUGGCAUUGACCUUGAAAUUGUCUCGCCCUAUUGUUCCCUCCGCUGACUGCACAACCUCCGUUGCCGGGGUUUACCUAGCGAAGCGACGGACGGCCAACCACCCGUGCCCGGUGUGCGGAAAACACUACGUCAACGAGGGUAGCCUUAGGAAGCAUCUAGCCUGCCAUCCUGAGACCAGUCAACUUAGCACGAGCCUCAGAAUGUGGCCGUGCUCGGUGUGUCAAGCGGUCUUCACUCACGAGAGCGGUUUGUUGAGUCAUAUGGAACACAUGAGGAUGGAUCCGAAACAUCAGUUCGCGGCGCAAUACGUGUUGAGUCGCGCGGCGGCCGAUAGGAGAGAAAGGGAAAUUCUCGCGAGUUCGAGUCUAGGUGCGGGGCUAGGUGUUUUGGGAGGUCAAUCUGGAGGACCACAAAAUUUGCAGCAACCACCGAUGUGCCCAUCGCCGUCGGCCCACUCCGAUAGCAGCAGUGGAAACGGACGGCUAUCGUCGGCCGGAAGUGAACCUGAUUUCUGCGCAGGCACCGGUCUAUUGAACAACAACAACAAUAACAACAACAACAACAUGGCAUCGCCAGGACCCAGCGGUAACAAGCUGAGUGAAAUGUUGAGAGCGGGCAGUCAGCCGGGUUCCGCGCAACAGUAUCACGACGAGAUGCAAUCGCAACAACAACGCAUGGCCGUCAUGGCCGCCGCCGUGUCAGCGGGUCUACAAAACUCGGUGUCGCCGAAUUUGUCGCCCGUAGACAUGGCGUCGUUAGCGGCAGCCAUGAGGAUGGGUAACAACGGAGAUAUGAGCGGCAGUGCUCAAGGAUCGGCUGGAUCUCAACAACAAAGUGUCCAGGCUACUGGGCCCGAACAAGCUCUGAGAAUGCAUCAAGCGGAAGCUUUGUUACGUUCUCAAGCUGAAGCUGCCCUUCGGCUAGCGGUGUCCCAGGCAGCGGCCGCAGCGGCAAGUUCAGCGGUUGGGGGAGAUGUGAGACAUCAUCUAACGCAACACAAUGGUGGCGGAACUUCCGGUAUACCAGGACAUCACGCGAAUCAACAAAUGUCACAACAAGACAGCUUGUCGCCCGAGUUCGGGGAAGCUCUACGCCUACAGGAGCAACGAUUAGAGCAAGCCCUAAGGCUUCACGGUGACCCACGCGCCCUGAGUUUUACCAUCCAGCAGGUAGUCAAUCAACAAAAUAAUCAGCAACCAUGAAAGUUCAGUUACUACUGAGACGAGUGGACCCCUUGGACGCAAGAGCAGACGGCUCUGCAGCAAGUCGAGCGUAUGAACCAACAGCAGCAGCAGCAACAACAACAGCAACAUCAACAACAAGCGCCGGAACGCUUGACACCUUUAAAUAAUCAUCAGCAGCAGAGCUCGUCCGGCAUCGGCCAUCACCAGCAUCAGCAACAUCAUCAAGAGGAUC
Molecule: messenger RNA, 4144 nt
Organism: Vespa mandarinia (Asian giant hornet)
Lineage: Eukaryota; Metazoa; Arthropoda; Insecta; Hymenoptera; Vespidae
Gene: dati
Product: zinc finger protein datilografo
Biological process (GO): regulation of transcription by RNA polymerase II
Cellular component (GO): nucleus
Molecular function (GO): DNA-binding transcription factor activity, RNA polymerase II-specific
Source: RefSeq, a predicted model, not a curated record